Messenger RNA from Eublepharis macularius, 3881 nucleotides. RefSeq names its product SKI/DACH domain containing 1 (gene SKIDA1). Bases 1 to 2466 code for a protein of 821 amino acids. Lineage: Eukaryota; Metazoa; Chordata; Lepidosauria; Squamata; Eublepharidae. The transcript has a single exon. The record is from RefSeq and is a predicted model, not a curated record.
AUGGGAGACUUGAAGUCGGGCUUCGAGGAGGUGGACGGCGUGCGCCUGGGCUACCUGGUGAUCCGGGGCAAGCAGAUGUUCGCCCUCUCGCAGGUCUUCACCGAUCUGCUGAAGAACAUCCCGCGCACGACGGUGCACAAGCGCAUGGACCACUUGAAAGUCCAGAAGCACCACUGCGACCUGGAGGAGCUGCGGAAGCUCAAAGCCAUCAACUCCAUCGCCUUCCACGCCGCCAAAUGCACCCUCAUCUCCCGCGAGGACGUGGAGGCUCUCUACACCUCCUGCAAGACCGAGCGGGUGCUGCGGACCAAGCGCAGGGGCCCGGGCCCGCUCCCGGCCGCCCCCGGGCCGGACCCUUACGCGGCCUUGUGGAAAGACGGCGGCAAACUUUGGCUGGGCUUGAAUGGAGCCGCGGCGCCCAAGAGGCGAGCCUGGCGAGCGGCGGCCGAGGCGGGCGCCUUCCUACCGGCUUCGGAUCUACCUCACUUUUGGAGCAAAUCCCCCGGGCGCAGCUCGCCGGGACUGGCCCGGCCGCCCGGCAAAGGGGCGGCAAACUAUGAAACUGGCCCGCUGGGGCCGCGCUACGUCUCGCUGGCGUCGGACCCGGCGUGCUUUCGGAGCCUGCUCUGCGCCAAGCACCCGCAUUACUACUACCACUCCUCGGCCGCCAUUGCCAGCCAGCCCAAGCUCGCCGCCGCCGCCGCCGCCACGGGAGGCGGCCCGCUGGCCCUGGGCUGCCGGGCCAAGCGCAAGAAAGCCGCCGAGGGCCGCUCGCCGGGAGGCUGCGGGAGGCGCCUGCUGCUCUGGCCGCGCGCCUGCAAGCUCAACGGCGCCUCGUCGGAGCGGCUGCCCGGCUUGAACGGCUUCCUGGCGCCGCCGCCCCACCAGCCCUUCCCGGAGAGCUGCAGCAGCGACUCCGACUCCAGCUCCUACUCGGACCCCGCGGUCAACGACUCCGACUUCUGCUCCAGCCUGUCCAGCACCAGCAAUUCGGCCUCUUCGGAGGAGGAGGAGGAGGAAGAGGAGGAGGAGGAGGAAGGCAGCUGCGCCUCGGAGUCCAGCGAGCUGAGCUCCGACGAGGACGACGACGACGACGACGACGACGACGAGGAGAGCAGCUCUGCCUCGGACUCCAGCUCCGGCUCCAGCCGGGUCUCUGUGCAGAGCAUCCGCUUCAGGCGCGCCAGCUUCUGCAAGCCGCCCAGCCUGGCGCCCGCCGCUCUGCUCUACCAUCCGCGCUGGGCUGGCCGUGAGGAGCCGCAGGAGCCGGCGCCGGUCGUUAAAGCCGAAACCUCGGAGGAGGAGGUCUGGAGCGGCCGGGCCUGCUGGGCCCCCAAGAGCGAGCCGGGCCUGGGCUGCCUCGGCCCGGGCAGCUGCUGCUUCGGGGAGCCGGAGCCGGGGGGCGGCCAGGGGUCUCUCUCGGCCGGCCACUCUCCUCGCCCGCCACCGGACCCGGCGGCCGGGGGCCUCUCUCCGCCCAGCCUCAAGGCCCGGAGAUGCCAGCCCGCCAGCCCGCCUCCCCUCCUGCCUCCUCCGCCCCUGCCAGCGGAGCUCCCCACAGCAGCUUUGGGGGGCUCUCCCCGGGGGUCCCCCCACGCCCGAUGGCCCCCCUCUUCGGACUCUUCCUUCUGCCCCAGCCUGCCCGGGGGGGCUGCCUCUGUUGCCGCCGCCGCCGAGUGCCCCGGCCUCCCGCCCCUGCCUUUUGUGCCCAUUGCCCAGAUCAAAGUCGAGGACAGCAGUGCCAAUGCGGAAUAUGGCGCACUGCCGGUGCCCAGCCCUGACAGGGUCCCGCUCAAAUGUGAAGGCAGCCCAGAGGAGCCCAAGCGGGAAGCGGAGGGCGGGCAGUCGCCCCCGGCCAGUCCCCCCGGGCCGCCUCGGGAGGACCUGCUGCUGCCGGCCAAGGAAGACCCCGCCUGCACUGACGAGCCCCCUAGCCCUCCCUCCAGCCCCCCGCCGCCGCCCGUCCCCCAGAGCCAGGCCCUCGCCGCAUGCACUUUAGGCGCUGCUGCUGCUGCUGCUGCCAAACCCGAGGAUGGGGAAUACAAAUUUGGAGCCAGGGUGAGGAAAAACUACCGGACUUUGGUGCUGGGCAAGAGAGGCGUCCUCCCGAGCCCGGACCUGCUCAAACCAAAUCUGAAAACUGCCCGGAGCCCCCGGCCGCCCCCGGGGAAGCUCCUGGAGGCUACCGAAGGAACACUGGAUGACUUGGCAGUUCUCAGUCGGCGCAAAAGGGUGGCCAGCAACGUCGCCUCGGCCCUGAAAAGGCCCUUUAACUUUAUGGGCAAUUUUCCCUGCCCGCCCUCCUUGGUGGUUGGCCUGGAUGGAGAUUUGUUGCCAGCCUACACCUUGAACACUGCCAGGGAUGCCCAAGCACCUCCCAAGGCCCAUCCUGUCUGGAAAUGGCAGCUGGGCGGGUCUGCAAUACCUCUUCCACCCAGCCACAAAUUCAGGAAAUUUCAUUCAUGAGCGCCAGAUUGAAUGUGAACCCUGCUUUAUUAUUUACACCCACCCACGCACCCACCCCCACAACCAUAUCCUUCUUUUCCUUACGUUUUUGAGAAUCUACCCGGGAUGGCUUCUCGCACCAAGAUCCAAUUUUUUUAUGUUCGGGUUUUUAAAAUCCUGAUUUAUCCUAUUUUUAAGAAAAUAAGAAAAUGGAUUAUUUUCCUCGCCAUGAAAACAACGGAGGGGGGGGGGAGGGGGGAGGUCUAACAUUCCACAGACUACUUCAAGCAAAAGACUCAAGUUUAUAUUUAAAAGAUUUUUUUUUAAAGAAAGAAAGACACUCAGUGAAAUCUGCUAAAGCUGGAACACUUUACUAUCUCAGAAUGCUAAUAAUGCACCCGGUACCUCAAUUCAACUGCUACAAAUAAAUGUUUGGGGAAGGUUGAAUGACAACUAUUCGGAUGAGCCAUUAAUAUGUAUGCACUAGGUUUCGAACCUGGAAAUCUAAAUGUUCAAUUCCGUUCAAGUUUGAUCUGUGAGAAGGUUUGCACAGUGAGGAUUCACUAUAAUUGGGGGUGGGGGCAUCAGUUUACUUUGUUGUCAGGUCCAGGGCCUCUUCCUAAGUUUUACCUCUCCCCCUUCUUUUUCCACAAAAGCGAUCCCGCAUUUAUCAAAGGCUGGCAGUGGGUGUCUUUCCAGCGCCUCAUCGGCCUAAUCAACCCAUGUGGAAAUAUAUUUGAGGGUAGGAAGAAAGCUGUAAAACAAAAAAGAAACCUCAACAACAAACCACUCCAGUUUGGGACAAGCCACCCUUUAAAAAGGAGAAGUCCUCGGGGUGGCCACUAGUGUCAUAUUUGGCUACAAUAAGCGAUCUAGCCCGUCUCGCCGCUCUGUCCUAUGCGCUUUUACUUGGGGAAUUUCUCUGAAUUCAAUUGGGGCCUGCUCCUAAAUAAGUGUGCCUAGGAAUUGCAGUAUGAAAACCAUUGGGAUUGUCGUGGAAUUAGAUGUAGCCAGGCUUAUACCGAAAGGGUCAUGGGGUUUCCAUAAAACCUGGUCCUUCCAGAUUUGGAAAGCUGGGGAAAUCUUACCUUAUAUCCCCAUUGGUUGGAAUAAAAAGAAAAUGCAGUAAAAAAAUCCAAUCGGAUAACUACAACAGGCCCCAGUAGAAGGAAUGUUCCCUAAGGAGAAUCCCAUACUCUUGGUGGCUGUUUUAGCACCCAAACUCAGGCUUUAAACCCCAGGAUGUGUCACUUUUUUCUCUCUAUCUCUGGAAACUUGACCCCACCCCCAAUCUUUGUAGCAGAAGCAUUUUUUUUACUGCACAUGACAAUCAGAGGCAAUUGUCUAUAUUUGCACUUAAUCUCGACAUAGUUGAAACAGGCCGACUUCUAGAGUCCAGCCUUUGGUAAGACAUGCCGGUGUAAUAUGUUGUGAUA